AUGGUGGGCACGACACAUCGGUUGGUCGUCGACAGCAUCAUGAAUCUCAUGAUCAGCACCCGACUAGACCUGACAUGCGUCGCCCUACAACUGUCCCAGUUUCUCACGAGCUCCGGCCCUGCUACAUGCAGGAGGCCAUGUAGUGCGUAUGAUCACUCCAUCCGCAUCACGCACAUGUAG
Messenger RNA from Aphanomyces astaci, 180 nucleotides. RefSeq lists its product as hypothetical. The transcript is spliced from 2 exons. The record is from RefSeq and is a predicted model, not a curated record. The coding region runs from base 1 to 180 and encodes 59 amino acids. NCBI's taxonomy places the organism in Eukaryota, Oomycota, Saprolegniomycetes, Saprolegniales, Verrucalvaceae.